CUUAGUACUUUCAGGGUCGAAAUUAUUAUCAUCCAUCCGACUAAUCUAAAAAACAUUAGCCAAAACAUAAUGAUGUUUUAAUAAAACAUCAUAUAUAUAAAGAUUAUUCGGAUAAAUAUCAUCAGUAUUGAAACUAAAAAUGAAUAUGAUCUAUGUAUUGUUGUGCGUGGGGGCGUGUUUUGUGGGGGCUGCUUUUGGAACCGAAGCAGAUAUAAAAGCAUGGUUCUUGGAAAAAGCCAUUGAGUGCAGUCAAGAACAUACAGUCAACAGUGAAGAGAUGAAGAUGCUUAAGGACCAUAAAUUCCCAGAGAGCAACACUGCUAAGUGUCUUUUAGCGUGUGUCUUUAAAAAAGCCGAAUGGAUUGAUGAUAAAGGCAUGUUCAACGAAGACAAUGCUUACAAACUAUCACUAAAAGAGUUUCCAGAUGAUAAAGAAAAACUAGCAAAUGCUAAGAAAUUAUUUGGAUUGUGCAAGACAGUGAACGAUGAAAAUUUCGAAGACGGAGCCAAAGGGUGUGAACGAGCUUCACUACUUGCUUCAUGUUUAGUCAAAAACGCCGGACAGAGCGGAUUUCUUCUUCAGUAACAUGAUAAUAAAACUGUUUAAAUAAAG
Messenger RNA from Pieris rapae (cabbage white), 613 nucleotides. RefSeq names its product general odorant-binding protein 19d-like (gene Obp4). Gene Ontology annotation, molecular function: odorant binding. The record is from RefSeq and is a predicted model, not a curated record. Gene Ontology annotation, biological process: sensory perception of smell. Bases 140 to 586 code for a protein of 148 amino acids. The transcript has 5 exons. Lineage: Eukaryota; Metazoa; Arthropoda; Insecta; Lepidoptera; Pieridae.